Molecule: messenger RNA, 1933 nt
Organism: Amaranthus tricolor (Joseph's coat)
Lineage: Eukaryota; Viridiplantae; Streptophyta; Magnoliopsida; Caryophyllales; Amaranthaceae
Exons: 15
Coding region: 258-1415 (385 amino acids)
Source: RefSeq, a predicted model, not a curated record
AUUUUCCCAUUUGUCAUUUCAAAAAUAAUCACCCGUUGCUCACUCACAGUCACUUCCCUUUUUCUUUGAUUUUUCCUCCAAAACCACUCAAAUCUCAUUUUCAAAUCCUCUCUCCUCCAUCACUACUUUCUCUCUCUUGAACUGUCAUCUUCCUUCGAUCUGUAAUCCCUAUAAAAUACUAUACUUUCUCUCUCUUCUGUGUCGCCUUCCUCCAUAUUCGCAGAAUUUGAAGCUGUCAACAAGUAUUAUCAGCCAUAAUGCCGUCUUCUGACACUGACUUCGCCAUUUCUCCUUCUCCUUCGUCUUCGGGUUUCGCAAUGAGUGAGACGAAUUUCGCGAAUGAGAGCAAUUUGGACCAUUGUAUUAAAUAUUUGAAUCAGACACUUGUUAUUUUUGGAUUUUCGGCUUCGCUUGAUCUGUUCGCGAAUGAUCCGGUGUCCGUCGCUCGUACCUGUAAUUGUAUUUACUCCUUGUUGCAGCAGAGACAACGUGAUAUUGAGUUUCGUGAAACUGCAAAUGAUCAAAGACAACGCCUUAACUCCGACAUAUCAAGGUUAGAGGCCAAGAUUGAGAGGCUUGACUCACAACUGGAAGCAAAAGAUAGGGAAAUAGCAACCAUUACUCGAAUGGAAGCUAAGAAAACAGCUGCUCUUAAAGGACAAAUUGAGAAGCUGCAGCAGGAGAGGGACGAAUUCCAGAAAAUGGUAAUUGGCAAUCAGCAAGUGAAAACUCAACAAAUGCAUGAGAUGAAGAGAAGAGAAAAAGAGUACAUAAAAUUGCAGGAGAGACUGAACCAAGUUGUGAAUGAGAAGAAGAAGGAAUCCAGAUCAGGCAUGGAGAUAAUGAAUUUGCUGCAGAAAGAAGGGAGGCAGCGUGGUACAUGGAAUGGAAAGAAGACUGACAAUGAUUUCUACAAAAAAAUUGUUGAUGCUUGUGAGGCUAAAAAUCAAGAACUGAUGCAAGAAAACAAUGAUUUGAGGGCCUUGUUGAGAUCAAUGCAGGAGGAUAUGCGCGGUUUUCUGAAUGCUCCAAAUGGUUCCUCAAAGCAACCUUUGACAAACAAUGAAAAACUGGAGAAUGACCUUUCACAAUCUCCUUUUGGUGGAAAAACGGAUGUUUUUGACCUUCCAUUUCACAUGGCCAGGGGUCAAAUUGAGGAAAAUCUUCGGGCAAAGAUGGCUUCAAUCAAGGACCGCUUAUAUCAGCUACAAGAUGCUCAAAAGGGAGCUGAUGUUACUUCUGAAGCUACUGAAAGGGAGCUUGAACUUGAAGCGCAACUCGUGGAGGCAAGAAGCAUAAUUCAAGAACAGGCCUCCAUAAUGUCCAAGCAUCUUGCCAAGUCAGAGAGGCGUAGGGAAUCACUCGUUUCAACCCCAGAGGUAAUUACUAAAUCAUCUAUAACUUUCAACUUAUAAGCAGGAACACUGUACAUAUAUUUCGCAUCACCAAAAGUUUUUAAUUUGCCUCUAGCAGUAAUCAAGGACAUGCAGCUCGAGCCAUAGAGCGAUCUUAUUUCAUAGUUAUGUCCAGAAUUCUUGCAGAACAAAGAAUUAUCAUCUAACAUAACCUUUGGCCAAAGUUGCAAUCGACCUUGUAAGAUAUUAAGUAUAUGCGAAGAGGUGUAUUUGUAGAAAUUGUGUAAGAUAUAUGUGGUUCCUUAAGUAUGGACUUAUUAAGCAAAAAUAGUGAAGUAUUACUAUGGUGAUUAGGAGAAUCGUUUAGUGUAGGUUAACAAGAUGUUAAUGUAAUGGAUGGCCAAAUUGUCCGUUGGCAUUUACUACGUGAUCAGUUUCCAGCGGCCUAGUUAAAUUCUUUUUAAUUGUCAGCAGGUUAAUUUAUAUUGAUCAGUUUGAGCUGAUUAUUAUGUAUUAUCCUUUUGUAUUUAUGCUAAUUGCAAACAAAUGCUAUUUAGAAUGAGAAUAUUUUAGUUUAA